This is a messenger RNA of Ilex paraguariensis (yerba mate), 1437 nucleotides long. The record is from the annotation of a GenBank genome assembly. NCBI's taxonomy places the organism in Eukaryota, Viridiplantae, Streptophyta, Magnoliopsida, Aquifoliales, Aquifoliaceae.
AUGGACAACUCGGUACCAUCGAGUGGUGUGGGCAUUGGCUUGGUGCCCACCAACGCCAUAACAACCCCUUUUCCGGCGACGUUCAACUCCAAAUUAAAUUCCCCAAAAACGUCGAAACCUUCUUGUACCUUUCAAAUCCACAAAGAUUCCAUGAAAUUCAAACGAUUUCUAUCAAUUCCCAUUUUCUCAGUGUUCCUCUUAGUUGGUUUCGUCUAUUAUGUCACAGUAUUCAUUUUCAUAGAUGAUUGGUUGAGUUUACAGAGCUCAGCUGGUUCACUGAACGCUCUGAUCUUCACUGUGUUGGCUUUUCUCUCUGUUUUCUCUUUCUUGGUCUGUGUUCUCACCGACCCAGGUGGAGUCCCAUCUGGAUAUGUUCCUGAUAUUGAAGAUAGCGAGGUCUCAGAUCAAGAACACAACAAAAGUGUAAGGCUCCAUGGGCUGAGUCUCAUAAUGUGGUCUCUGAACUUGUUACCUAUUCUCGUGAGUUUUGAUAAAAAGUGUCGUGAUAAUGAAUUGCUAGUAGAAGAGCAUGACAUGAGAAGCGUGUUACGGUUCCAAAAGGUUAUGGGCCCUGAUUUCAGCUGUUCCAUCAAUUUUGGAACUUUUGGAGUCUUGAUCUGGUUAAUUGUUGAAUGUGAAUUGCUAUUCCUGGAUGAUGACUUUCAGGGCAUACAUAUGAGAAGAUGUGACAAGUGUUCUUCAUACAAGCCUCCCAGGGCUCAUCAUUGCCGUGUAUGCAGAACGUGUGUUUUGAGGAUGGAUCAUCACUGUCUCUGGAUAAAUAAUUGUGUGGGUCAUAGAAACUAUAAGACCUUUUUCAUUCUUGUCCUAUAUGCAACUAUGGCAAGCAUAUACUCUUCGCCUAUGGAAUGCUUAGGUUAUAACUUUAAGCUGCGCCCUUCAGAAGGACUGGGAUUUCAGCAGGAGGGCUCCCCUCAAGGUCUUUUAUGUGAGUUGCAGUAUAUAUUGAGAACAAUUUUUGGGCAAAUAAUAUUACAGAUUACUUGCGGGGUAAUGAUUCUUGGUUUAAGCUUGACACUGGGGACUCUCUUUUCCUGGCAUAUUUACCUCAUUACAGUUAACAUGACAACCAUUGAGUAUUAUGAAGGGAAACGGGCAGCAUGGUUGGCUAGAAAAUCUGGUCAGAGCUACCACCAUCCCUUCAAUGUCGGUGCUUACAAAAACAUUACUUUGAUAUUAGGUCCAAACAUGCUGAAAUGGGUGUGCCCUACGGCAGUGAGCCAUUUGAAAGAUGGAAUUGACUUCCCAGCUGCACGCGAUAGCUCGUAAAAUCAUCAGUCUUGGCAAUGAUAUCAGAAAAUGGUGGCAUCUCAUCUGGAUAAGCCCUGUAUAGCAAAUUCGCAAGUAUUUAUUCGUCCUUCUAUUUUCAUGGGAAAUUAUCAAGAAUCAUGGUAACGGACUGGCAGUAUCUGUCUG